AGGCGGAAACGCAGCAUGGAAAGAGGGAAAGCCGCUUUCGAGAAGGAAUACAAGAGUUCGCCCCGCCGCCGCGCUCAAGGAGAGCUUAUCCGGCGCGCGAAGAGGAGGCUCGCCGCCUCGCCGCUGCAGCUCCGUGCGGUCGUCGUCGGCGGCGGCGCUCUUUCGGUCCUCGCCGGCGGGUCUCGGGAACCGAGUGCUCAAAUGGGUCAUGGCCCAAGGAGGCUGGUCUCUGGUGCAUAUGCCAUGCCACCCUGGGUGCCUAUUGAAGUGAAAAUUGAUCAGAAAUGGAAACGAGCAUUUGUAUUGAGACAAGCCGAUCACAGGGGACUCUGUCUUGUAAGAGUUACAGGGACACCCGAUGCUGAGCCAGUCAUGGUGCCAUUGUCAACGAUUCGAUUACCUUCUCGGGUCCAUCGUGCUAAGAGAAGACCAGAAACUGCCAUGCAAAUACAAGUGAAGAAGGCUAGGAUUGAGCAAAGCAGUGACGACGAAGAAUAGUAUAAUGCAUGCCUGUAAGUAUGUAUGUUGCUAUAACACAUGUUGUUUUUUUAGGAUAUAAGAAUUCUUAGCAACAUUUUUACCUUUCAUGCCUUUGUAACAGAAUAUUUGGUCAUAUUGUAGCCAUGCGAUUCAAAAUUAUUCUUCAAUUGUUGGAUUCGGUGCUUGAAACCUGCUAGCUGCCCGGUGCCCGUUGAGCUAUGGGCCGCAAAGCUUGUUGCUAUACCUGCUAGUUGCUGUAAGAUACGGUUUAAAAAAAAA
Molecule: messenger RNA, 759 nt
Organism: Oryza sativa Japonica Group (Japanese rice)
Lineage: Eukaryota; Viridiplantae; Streptophyta; Magnoliopsida; Poales; Poaceae
Source: RefSeq, a predicted model, not a curated record